This is a messenger RNA of Penicillium soppii, 1449 nucleotides long. RefSeq lists its product as uncharacterized. The coding region runs from base 1 to 1449 and encodes 482 amino acids. The transcript is spliced from 2 exons. The record is from RefSeq and is a predicted model, not a curated record. NCBI's taxonomy places the organism in Eukaryota, Fungi, Ascomycota, Eurotiomycetes, Eurotiales, Aspergillaceae. Gene Ontology annotation, molecular function: chromatin binding; RNA polymerase II complex binding. Gene Ontology annotation, biological process: transcription elongation by RNA polymerase II. Gene Ontology annotation, cellular component: Cdc73/Paf1 complex.
AUGUCUUCCAAGUCCAAGGAAGGACAGUCCUCCGGUGGCUUCCACCAGGAAUACAUUGCCUCUCUACGUUACCGCAAUGAUCUGCCUCCCCCAGAUAUGCCCCCGAAACUCCUCGACAUCCCCCACGAGGGCUUGAGCCGGUUCCUCACCCCCGGGUUCGCAUCGAACCUGGCCCGUCGCGAGGAGCCCAACAUUGAAGCCGAUGCCGAGGGCGGAAUGCCGAUUGACCUAGUUGGUAUUCCAGGAUUGCACCUGGGCGACGAGAGCGCUAUCAUGGCCCCCGAGAACCCUCAGCCCAUCGACCCCGCGGACCUACCACUUCUGAUGACCAUUGAACAACUCCGUAACCCCGCCCCGAAGAAUGCCAACGUCAGUUUCCUUCGGCGUACACAGCAUAUCGGAGUCGACCGCGGUGCGGGAAGUGAAUCCCACGCUGCGCCCGUGAAGCCACAACCGCGCAAUACCAGGAAAAAGCCCACCGUCGAUGAUCCGAAAUACGUUAAAAAGUUCAUUCAAAAGGGCUUCGACAUUGCUUAUCCGCAGAGCAAGCACACCGGGGAGGACACUGACAGCCACAUCCGAGGACUUGCUCCUACGAAGGCAGAAGUGGACGCCUGGGCUAAUCCCGUUCACCCCGAAAACGCGAAAAGGAAGCCUGUAGGAUUCUUCCCUGUCUUGCCUGAUCUGGAGGGAUUCCCAGACCCCGGUGGCUAUCUUCAAUUCAAGUUUGACAAGGCGCCACUGGCAGCCGUCGGAGGCAAACGAGACAAGCGCAUGGAUGUCGGACUUAUGGCCCCAAUCGCUCCCGAGCAGCGCAUCUGCCAGGAACAUGACAACAAAAUGAAACUCCACCAAAAGAAUCCCAAUCUUUACCCCGACCCAGGACCGCUUCCCUAUGAUUACCAACUUUUCCUCCCAGAGAAGCAACAACACGUCAAAAACAUCUAUGCAAACAUGGAUCUGGUCAAUCCAAACCGCGACAGCGAGGAUCUCUACAACAGCGAGACUGCCGAGGGCAGCAAGUUCCACCGUUACGAUCGUGUUCGCACGUAUGCUACAAGCAAUCAGACCUUCAACCAAGAACAAAAGGACCUUGCAUUGACGCUAUUCGAGCCGAAGGAUGGCGACACCAGACAAUUGGCCGCUUACUACUAUUCAAUUAUUGGUAAGACCCGUCUCAAGCCCGAGCGCGCUCGUACCAUUGCGCAGGCCGGCCUUGCUCCCACCUCUACCCAACAAGAGGAGCGAGAGGAGCAAGUCGACCAGAUGCAAGUCGUUGUUCGGGACCCCAAUGAUGCAGAGGUAUAUAAGCGCGCUUUGUCACGUCUGCGCAUUGAUCCCAAAUUUGAAAGCGAUAUGCCGCCUGAGCCAGUCAUUCAAGACGAAGAGCAACAUGAGGAUGACGAGAAGCCGGCUGAAGAGGAUACUCACAUGAGCGAUGAUGAGUAG